Lepisosteus oculatus (spotted gar) is the source of this 1283-nucleotide messenger RNA. RefSeq names its product replication protein A2 (gene rpa2). Gene Ontology annotation, biological process: nucleotide-excision repair; DNA replication; double-strand break repair via homologous recombination. Lineage: Eukaryota; Metazoa; Chordata; Actinopteri; Semionotiformes; Lepisosteidae. Gene Ontology annotation, cellular component: site of double-strand break; DNA replication factor A complex; chromosome, telomeric region. Gene Ontology annotation, molecular function: single-stranded DNA binding. The record is from RefSeq and is a predicted model, not a curated record.
UGCUGUGAGCUUUGUGUCUGGUGUUGUGGCGCGCUUAAAACGUAGAGGAAGAAUUCUGCUCCAGGUGUCUGAUAUAACCAAAACUUUUGAGCUACUAAUAGUAUUUUUUUUUGUUGUUCUCAGUAUUGUUUUAAUAUAUUCUAAUCAUGUGGAACCAAGGUUAUGGCGACUCCAGCAUGGCGGGGGGUUACACACAGUCCCCCGGGGGCUUCGGAUCUCCUGCCCCCUCGCAAGGAGAGAAGAAAUCGAGAGCGAGGACACAGCAGAUCGUCCCCUGCACCGUCUCCCAGCUGCUGUCCUCCUCCCAGGCAGAGGACGUCUUCAAGGUGGGCGAGGUGGAGGUCUCCCAGGUCACGUUAGUGGGGAUUGUCCGUAACGCAGAGAAAGCUCCGACCAACAUCCUGUACAAAGUGGACGAUAUGACAGGCCCGCCCUUGGACGUCAGGCAGUGGGUGGACACCGAUGAGGCGGGCAGCGACAACAUCGUGGUUCCUCCUUCUACCUACGUGAAAGUUUCGGGUCAUCUUCGGGCUUUCCAGGGCCACAAGAGCUUGGUGGCUUUCAAAGUCAGGCCCCUGGAGGACAUGAACGAGUUCACUUCACACAUGCUGGAAGUAGUGCAGGCACACAUGCUUCUCAGUAGACCACAGGGCACGGUGAACACCGCUGGGAUGAACCACAGCAUGGUCUCUAUGUCAGGGGGGGGCACAGGGACAGGAUACUCUGGGGCCAGUGAUAUAGCCGUGAAUGGUCUGACGCCACAUCAGAGUCAGGUGUUGAAUUUGAUCAAAAGCUGCACUGACCAGCAGGGGGUCAGUAUUCAGGAUCUGAAGUUGAGACUGAAGGCGAUAAGCCUCGCUUCCAUAAAACAGGCGGUGGAGUUCCUCAGCAAUGAAGGACACAUCUACUCUACCAUCGAUGAGGACCACUUCAGAUCCACGGACAACGACUAGGGAUACUCGUUUUCACGAACGCUCCAGAAAAACCCAAAGGGCUUCUGUUUCUCUUCCUCAUUCUUCUUUCCAAGUGGAAAUGUUUUUUUUUUUGGCAGCAGGAACAGGCUAAGGACUUGUGUUAAUCCACUAAUAAUUUUAAUCUUUCUGUUUGCUGUUAUGUUUCCUCUAAGCCUUGCCUGAUUUCGCAGACUUUAGAUAAGAGGUGGAUGCCGCCGUGCUGUCGUUUUGACUCAAGUGAGUCUGCUAUUUCUGCAUGUCAAAUCUGAAAGCUGAGUUUGGACAAGAAAUAAAAUAUCCUAGUUCUCUAUAUGAAAUGCUCUGCUUUGA